Molecule: messenger RNA, 1147 nt
Organism: Lolium perenne
Lineage: Eukaryota; Viridiplantae; Streptophyta; Magnoliopsida; Poales; Poaceae
Source: RefSeq, a predicted model, not a curated record
AACCUGUUGGAAAUAAUCUUGUAGUUGCUUAGUAGUUAAGCUAGCAGCACUAGUUCAGUUUGGGUUUUGCUUGUAGCAGCAAAACGCCAUCUAGACAUUAGCUGUACUUGGUCGGCCACUGUAGCAGGUCGGUCACUGUAGCAGGUCGGUUACUGUACUAGGUCGGUCACUGUAGCACCGACCUGAAAACCUCUAUAUAAGAGGCACCCUAUAUGGAAGCAAAAAAAAGAAGAAAAUGUAGCAGUAUUGAGCUGCACCAAACUACUUGUGUCCACUUUCAAUUUGAGUUGAGAGUGUGUGUGUCCAAGUGCAAAGAGUGAGUAGCAGCAGCUCUUAAUAGUAGCUUUCAUUUGGUAUCAGAGCCAUGGCGUUAGUUCCGCACGGUGCCGGUGUCGGGGGGAGCUCGGUGACGCUGACCUGCCCGGUGCUCACGCCGACGAACUACACCGUCUGGGCUAUCAAGGUGGAGGCGAUCCUUGAUGCCCAGGGCGUGUGGGAGGCGGUGUCUCCGGCAGAUGGCGUGGCGGUGGACGCGGCGAAGAACAAGAUGGCGAGGGCACAACUUCUUGGCGCGCUGUCAGAGGACAUCCUCAUGUCGGUGUCGACGAAGAAGACGGCGAAGGAGGUGUGGGAUAGCCUCAAGACAAGGUUCAUAGGCGUCGAUCGUGUCAAGGCUGCUCGUCUCUCGACUCUCCGAGGGGAGUUCGACCGGCUGUACAUGGCGGAGGAGGAGCAGCUGGAUGACUACGCCGGAAAGAUCAGCGGCAUGGCGGCAAGGUACGCGAGCCUCGGCUCGACACUCAGCGACGCCGACAUGGUGAAGAAGCUGCUCGACACCGUUCCCGACCGGCUGUACAACGCGGUGGCCGGGAUCGAGCAGUUCUGUGACCCGGAGGAGAUGGCGUUCGAGGAGGCGCUGGGCAGGCUCAAGACGUUCGAGGAACGCUCACGGCGUCGCGCGCAAGCCAAGGGCGUCGGCGAACGAGUGACGGCCAGCUUCGCUCACGGCCGCUCGGUGGGAGGUACGACGACGUCGGCGCGGCCGUGGCCACAACCACAACGACAGCGGGAGCAGCGUGGACUCGAGCGCGAGGGGACGGCGUGGCAAGUGCUGGAACCGUGGCGUUCGCGGCCACUUUUCCCGUGA